This is a messenger RNA of Lycium ferocissimum, 2616 nucleotides long. RefSeq lists its product as uncharacterized. Gene Ontology annotation, biological process: replication fork processing; DNA repair. Bases 122 to 2299 code for a protein of 725 amino acids. The record is from RefSeq and is a predicted model, not a curated record. The transcript has 24 exons. Gene Ontology annotation, molecular function: ATP-dependent chromatin remodeler activity; ATP binding. Lineage: Eukaryota; Viridiplantae; Streptophyta; Magnoliopsida; Solanales; Solanaceae. Gene Ontology annotation, cellular component: nuclear replication fork.
UGGUUAAAACUCUACAGGAAAAAAAAAAAAAAAAAAGUAGACACAUCUACUUCAAAACCCCAAAAUUUGAAAACACCCGGUAGCAAUUCUUGAAUUCAAAAUUGAAGAUUUGGAGAAGAAAAUGGAUUUUGAUGAUUGGGAAUUGAGUGCAGAAGAAUUAGACAAUCUUGAAAGGGAUGCUUUAAAGCAAAUUGCUGAGCGAAAUGCAUCUUCUUCUUCUGCUACUACUAGUAAUGCUUUUCGGGUUACACAUAAACGGGAAGAUGCGUUAUCUGCUGCACCUACGAUGGGGCCUUCAUCAGGGGUAGAUAAGGUCUCUGGGAAAAACUCUUGUGGAAAUUCCGGGCCUCAUGAUGGCAAUCAUGUGAAACAGUUAACAGAAAAGCGUUAUGUUAAAUUUUUCCUUCAUGCAACUGGAAAUAUUGCUGCAAAGUUUUCAUAUGACCAGAUACUUGUUGAAGCUUUCCGCAAAAUCCCUAGAGCUAGUUGGAGCGCAAAAGAGAGGUUGUGGAUGUUUCCUUUGUCAUCGUUGUCUGUAGCGGAAAAAGUUCUUCGUGAAAUUUCUGGCUCCAAUCUGGAGUUGGAGAAUUUAGAUCCUCUGGUGCAACGUGCCAUUGCUGCUGCUUCUGCGAUGCCUGACCUUCGAGAUCAUUAUGAAUAUAUUCCCAAUAGUAUUGAAUCAAAGCUUUUGCCUUUUCAGCGUGAAGGGGUUAGAUUUGCAUUACAGCAUGGAGGGCGUGUCCUGUUGGCUGAUGAGAUGGGACUUGGAAAGACAAUUCAGGCUAUCGCUGUGGUUUCAUGUAUCCGUGAAUCAUGGCCAGUCCUUGUUCUUGCUCCAUCUGCCUUACGGCUUCACUGGGCUUCUAUGAUUCAACAGUGGAUGGGCAUUCCUUCGUCGGAAAUACUUGUGGUUUUAUCUCAAUGUGGUGGUUCAAAUAAGGGAGGAUUUAAAAUAGUGCCUUCGAACACUAAGAAGUCCAUUCAACUUGAUGGUGUUUUUAACAUAGUAUCAUAUGACACUGUCCCUAAGCUUCAAGAUCUACUUAUGGCAUCAUCAUUCAAGGUUGUUAUUGCAGAUGAAUCACACUUCUUGAAAAAUGCCCAAGCAAAAAGAACCACUGCUUCCCUUCCCUUAUUACAGAAAGCUCAGUAUGUGAUAUUGCUCAGCGGAACUCCUGCUUUAUCAAGGCCAAUUGAACUAUUCAAACAGCUGGAGGCCUUGCAUCCUACGGUAUAUAAGAAUGUGCACGAAUAUGGCAACCGCUAUUGCAAGGGUGGCAUCUUUGGAGUUUAUCAAGGUGCAAGUAAUCACGAAGAGCUGCACAGUUUGAUCAAGGCAACAGUGAUGAUUCGACGACUAAAAAAAGAUGUCCUUUCUGAACUCCCUCAGAAAAGGAGGCAACAGGUUUUCCUGAACUUGGGGGAGAAGGAGAUGAGACAAGUUAAUGCUCUAUUUCGUGAGUUGGAGAUUGUUAAGGGGAAAAGUAAAUCAGCUCAGUCCGAGGAGGAGGCCAAUUCUUUUAAGUUUGCAGAGAAGAGCCUCAUCAGUAAGAUUUACACAGUCUCUGGCGAGGCCAAAAUUCCAGCAGUUUUGGAUUACCUAGGAACCAUGGUUGAGGCAAACUGCAAGUUCCUGAUAUUUGCGCAUCAUCAAUCAAUGAUUGAUUCAAUACAUGAGUAUUUACUUAAGAAGAAGGUUGGUUGUAUUAGGAUUGAUGGCAGCACUCCAUCAGCAUUACGGCAAGCUUUGGUAACAGAUUUUCAGGAAAAAGAAACAAUUAAGGCUGCAGUGCUUUCCAUCAGAGCUGGGGGUGUAGGGUUAACAUUAACAGCAGCAAGCACGGUGAUAUUUGCAGAAUUGUCAUGGACUCCAGGUGACCUUAUUCAAGCUGAGGAUCGAGCUCACAGAAUUGGCCAGGUGUCCUCCGUCAAUGUGUGUUAUCUGCUGGCGAACGACACUGUUGAUGACAUAAUUUGGGAUGUUGUUCAGAGCAAGCUGGAUAACCUCGGACAGGUGCUUGAUGGCCAAGAGAAAUCCUUGGACGUUUCGAGUAAUCAGUCCCACAGCAGCCCUGCAAAACAGAAGGGUUCCCAAAGCAGCCCUGCAAAACAGAAAACUCUCGACUCCUUCCUGAGUAAUCCGUCCCACAGCAGCCCUGCAAAACAGAAAACCAUGGACUCCUUCCUGAGUAAUCAGUCACACAGCAGCCCUGCAAAACAGAAAACACUCGACUCCUUCAUAAAGCGCUGUAACAACUCACCACCUCAUGAACCUAGCAAAAAACACUGUCGUCAUUGAACCACUCAAGAACAAAUAUUAACCCUCACCCCCGGUCUUGUAUACACGAUAGAGGAGAUUGGGGGUGUCUAUAUUCAACUACUAUAUGAUACUCUCUAGCAGUAGUAUGGAGCAUUCCCUCAUGUUCGUCUGAUAGAUGUAGAGCCGUUAGAGAUGCAGCUUAUGGUGAAAGUAUGCUUUCAAUUUUUGCCUAUCCAACACCUUGUGAAAUUUGUCAACUAUUUUGUUGCCUUACUGGCACCAUCUCUCGAAUAUCGAAUGUACAUUGAUAUAUAUCAUUCAACUAUGUCUUAAUUCAAAAGCUAGGUUGUACAUUU